Messenger RNA from Oncorhynchus masou masou (cherry salmon), 3156 nucleotides. It is a transcript of the gene pcyt1aa, whose product is annotated as phosphate cytidylyltransferase 1A, choline a. Gene Ontology annotation, molecular function: phosphatidylcholine binding; choline-phosphate cytidylyltransferase activity. Bases 911 to 1999 code for a protein of 362 amino acids. NCBI's taxonomy places the organism in Eukaryota, Metazoa, Chordata, Actinopteri, Salmoniformes, Salmonidae. Gene Ontology annotation, biological process: CDP-choline pathway. The record is from RefSeq and is a predicted model, not a curated record. Gene Ontology annotation, cellular component: endoplasmic reticulum. The transcript has 9 exons.
GUAAACAUUUUUAGCUAGCGAGCUAUAGUGUGAUCAGAUUGCUUACCCAUAGAGUUAUACCUGGUACAACUGGCUACCUAGCUAGCUACGUACUUUGUUGGAUUGUCAGAGAUAGUCAAGCUAAUAUAUGUAAGACAGCUUGUUAUUAAGACUGGAAAUCUGCACUUCGAGGUCACUCUCUGUCAGUUAAACGAAGCUAGCUACGUGUGAUAACCCCAACCUCCGCCUUUCUCUCUACUAUCAGAUGACAAUCGAUUGCUGUAGAUUGUAGCCAGCAGAUACGCCCCGUUUGCUUACAGCUGCACAAGGUCGGACAGGCUUCCAGUGUAAAGGCAUCCAUUGGCAUACUUGCAUCCAAACAGUUUGGUACAGUUAAGCAUAUAUAACGACAAAAUAUUGUGGCGUUUUAGUCUUCGGCUAGGUUUUUUUGGGCUGGUCGUGCACACUUUUUUUGAGUCUAUGCUCCUUUAUUGGUGAUUGUUGUCAGUCAACAAGAGAUGACUAUAAUUUUCAUGCAAAUGUUUUCACCUAUGAAAUACUGCACCAAACAUCCCCGUUUGAUGUAAAAUUGCGAGACUGAGAUCUCCUUGGCAAAAACGUCAAACUUAAUGAUUUCUUGAGUUAUCUUAGAUUCAUUCUGACUAUUUUGAGAGUGGCUACACAGUGACUCAAGUUGGGUAAAUAGUAAUAUAGCUGCUGCUUUCUCGUUAUUCAAGUAUAGGUACUUUCAAGUGAAGGUCGAAGGUUCGUCUCGAGAAAAUAUUUUGUGUGCAUGAACAACCGGAAAAAAAAACCUUGCCGAAGACCAUAACGUCACAAAGUGUCAUCAUAAUAUAUGCACAAACUGAACUGUUUUGGAUAGUAAGCAUGCGGACGCCUUUACUCGACACAGGAAGCCCGUGACCCCGGGAUGGAGGCCCACAGCUCAAGCCGGUCCAGCCUGUCCAGGAAGAGGAGGAGAGAUGGGUCUAAUGGAGAGACCGAGGAGGUAGAACGGCCAGGGAAAGUCCCAAGAUCCACCGUGGGUUUAAAAGAUCCCGCCCCCUAUGCUGAUGAGCUGGAGUCGGCUGAGGACACUCCAUACCUGCGAGUCAGUAUGGACGAGGCCAAGAGGGGAACUCCAUUUGAUAGGCCAGUUCGGGUGUAUGCAGAUGGCAUCUUUGAUGUGUUCCACUCAGGCCAUGCCCGGGCCCUCAUGCAGGCCAAGGGCCUCUUUCCGAACACACACCUCAUUGUGGGCGUGUGUAGUGACGACCUGACACACAAGUUCAAGGGGUUCACGGUGAUGAACGAGGACGAGCGCUACGAUGCAGUCAGCCACUGUCGCUACGUGGACGAGGUCGUCAGGAACGCGCCCUGGACGCUUACGCCCGAGUUCCUCUCCAAGCACAGAAUCGACUUUGUUGCUCAUGACGACAUCCCAUAUACAUCAGCAGGCCAGGACGACGUUUACAAGCACAUCAAGGAGGCGGGCAUGUUUGCGCCGACCCAGCGGACCGAGGGAAUCUCCACUUCGGACAUCAUCACGCGCAUCGUCCGCGACUAUGACGUGUACGUGAGACGCAACCUGCAACGCGGCUACACGGCCAAGGAGCUCAACGUCAGCUUCAUCAAUGAGAAGAAGUACCACCUGCAGGAACGUGUGGACAAGGUGAAGAGGAAGGUGAAAGAUGUGGAGGAGAAGAGUAAAGAGUUUGUGCAGAAGGUGGAGAACAAGAGCAUUGACCUCAUCCAGAAGUGGGAGGAGAAGUCCCGGGAGUUCAUUGGCAACUUUCUGCAGAUGUUCGGCCCUGAGGGAGCACUGAAGCACAUGUUGAAGGAGGGCAGAGGGCGCAUGCUGCAGGCCAUCAGCCCCAGACAGAGCCCCAGCAGCAGCCCCACCCGCGAGCGUUCCCCCUCGCCCUUCUUAAACAAGGCCUCACCUUCCCCUCCAUCCCACCACAGCGCAGCACGGGGAUACCACAUCAGCGAGGAUGAUGAUGAGUCUGAUGAAGAUUAAGGCUCAUUUUUUUAUUUAUCUUGGUCUGUUAAUCCCGCCCCUCGGUCCAUCAACAAUAUCAGCAUUCAACCCCUCCAAACAAAUCAUCAGUAUGUCCACUUAUAUAUGUAUAGCAUUGUCUCUCACUUCAUUUGCUCUACCCAUUUAAUUUUUUCACUCCCUUUUUCAAUUGGUGUCCAUUUCUUAUGGACUGUACUACUUUGUCAGUCCAAGGAGGGUUGAUGCAGUGUAGUGGUCACAUCUCUUAAUUUUAUUCAGUCAGUAACCACUACUCACUGGAGGAAUUUGGAGCUGUGUUCAUAUUACCUUUCAUGUCACUUAAAUUUUAAUUUCACAUGAUCAAGUUCUCACUGAUGGAACAUUUCUGAUGCACGCGUCCUACUCAAGAUGUUAAUCUUAGCGAGGUGAUUUUCUUAACCUUGAGUUUAGUGGGGAAUUCAAGUGUCCCCCUCUGCUUCUCAGCAAUGUAGGAACCAUCAGUCCCUUGCUCUCCCCUCAAAGUGUUAGUGUGCAUGUAUGUCUGUAAACUGCUAGUUGUGUAGGCAUGUCAAUGUCCUCCAGCCAUGGACUGACCUGGAUUCAGCUUGACUUUUUUUGCACAUUGUAAUAAUGCUUAGUUGGUUUUGAUGGUCAGUCUUUGGACAGUGGAUUUUAAAGUAUAGUGCCCAGCGUUUGAACUCCAGGACUAGAUCUUGUUCAGUAGGGCUCACAGGAACUUAUUUUCAGGAGGUUCUUGUCAAACCCCAAAAAAAGUGCCCAAUAACAAGACUUCAUUUUAAAAACGACUGGGGAAUACAAUUUUGUCCCAUCUCUCCCUCCUGUAGUUGGCCGUUGCUUGUUUUUGGCUGUUGGCCCAUCCCUUACUGGGCUUUGUCUCCAUGGUGGCAAAGCAGGAUUUUAAAUGUAUUUCCUAUAUAUUUUAAGCAUAGUAUUAGAUUUAGGAAUCAGUCCAUUAAAAUUGCUCCUCAUUAGGGGCAUGGGCUAUAGAUCACUUGGUGGCAAGACUUGUCUAACUAUAUACAUGGAUACAAGAACAUUGUUUUAACCAUUUUUUUGCAUUGAAUUUGUAGGUCUAAGAUAAACCAGUAGAACAUGAAAAUGGAAUUUAAAAAGUUAACCAUGUACAAUUUAAAAAAAAAAAAAACAUCUGAGUUGAA